Molecule: messenger RNA, 1068 nt
Organism: Cordyceps fumosorosea ARSEF 2679
Lineage: Eukaryota; Fungi; Ascomycota; Sordariomycetes; Hypocreales; Cordycipitaceae
Exons: 2
Coding region: 1-1068 (355 amino acids)
Source: RefSeq, a predicted model, not a curated record
AUGCUCGCCACAACCGUCCCCCUCUUCCGGCGCUCCGUCGAGGAAGGCGGCAACAUCAACUAUGAGCUGCCCGCGUGGUCGCUCUGGGUCAUCCUCAUCGACCUCGUCGUCUUUGUCCCUCUUCUCUUCUUCGCCGAGUACACCGUUGGCACCAUCUACCCCAUCUACUCCAUGGUCGAGGACGAGAACCCGCCCGCCUACGCCGCACUCUCCGCCGAUGACGAGGAGCACGCUACCGCGACCACCCGGCCGACCGACGGCGCGCCCCGGACCGUCACCUCGUCCCUGCGCGCCGUCACCCGCCUGCUCUACGCCGUCGCGGGCGUCCGGGGCUUCUUCCGCGGCAUCCUCUUCCAGGCGAUCCAGUACCUGAUGACCGUCAUCCUCGUGGAGCUCUUCACGCAGGCGCUCGGCCUCUACUUCACCCCGAUCGCCACGCUUCUCGCCUCCCUCACGCUGGUCCAGUUCUCCGCCGCCUGGGUCCACAUCGUCCUCACGCACCCGGUGCCCGGCGUCUCCCACUUCCGCCGGCUGCCGACCUUCACCCGCGCCUUCGACGCCACCUGGCGCCCCGUCCUGCUCAACUGGCUCGCACUCGAGGUCGUCCGCUGGGUGCCCACGGUGCUCUUCGAGAUCCUUAACGUGCACAUGCCCGAGUACAAGAACGGCGGCCGCACCGACGUCAGCGAUGUCUCCGGCGCCGACCUCGCCAAGCUGGUCGCCAUUGCCUUUGUCUCUGCCUUUGCCGGCAUCGCCCUCGUCAUCCCGGCCCGCGUCAUCCUCGUCCGCGUCCAGGCGUCGCUGCUCCCCGAAGAGGUCGACGCCAUCAUUCCCUUUGACCGCUCCUUCCAGGGCAAGGUUGUGCCGGCCGUCGCGGGUGGCCGCGGCUACGCUACCGUGGCCGAGGCUUGGACUACGUUUAGCCGCGCAGGAUGGCGCCGCCUCAUCACGCUGUACAUCAAGGCGUUCCUGGUCACCGUCGGUGUCUACGCCCUCAUCGCUGCGGUUUCGAUUCCCGAGUUCCUCCUUAUUGUCCAAAAGACGGGCGACAACGGCGAUGAGCUGUAG